AUGUCACGAACAGACAAGAGGAAGUUGUUGGUUAUAGGAAAAAGCACUAAGCCUCGCUGUUUUAAAGGACUUAGGAUGGAGAGUUUACCAGUUGUGUAUCAUGCGAACAGAAAUGCGUGGAUGACCUCUGAACUUUUUAAAGAAUGGCUGAGGGAUUGGGACAGAGAGCUACAAUGCCAGUCGAGAAAAGUGCUGCUUCUUCUUGACAAUUGUGCAGCAUAUCCUCAUUUAGAUUGUUUUAUGAAUGUCCAACUGAAAUUUCUACCUCCCAGGACCACAGCUUUGGUCCAGCGAAUGGACAUGGGCAUCAUAAAAAAUUUGAAGACUCUUUAUCGUACAAGGUUGGUUAAUUACAGCCUUGAAGCGAUUGAAGAAAGUUUGCUGACCUCAUCGUCAAAAGCCAGUGCAAAGGUCAAUAUCUUACAAGCAGUUACAAUUUAUGGCCAACAGUUGGCGAAAAGUGAACAGUGA
Stegodyphus dumicola is the source of this 471-nucleotide messenger RNA. RefSeq names its product tigger transposable element-derived protein 4-like. Lineage: Eukaryota; Metazoa; Arthropoda; Arachnida; Araneae; Eresidae. The record is from RefSeq and is a predicted model, not a curated record.